UUCCGUUUUCAUCUCAUCUCACAAUAUUUACAUUUAUAGGGUCCAUCACCUUUCUCUCACUGCCCUCUUCGUCCGAGGAACGAACCUGUAAUUUGAUGUUUAUCCAAACGUGGAAUUGCAUCUGAAUCAGAUGUUCCAAACACUCCCACUCAUACUCUAUUCAAUUUCUACUAAGCGUUACACAAGAAUAUCGCCAUUCUUCUAUUCUAUGCUUUCCUUUCUUUAAUUCACCAACCCAAAAAUUUUGGGACUUCUCGCUUUUGAGCUGCCACUGCUUUUGUGUUUUUCAAACCUCCAGAUAAUGGUUCGUGGAAGAGAUGCCUGUUGGGAACAUUGUGUCCUUGUUGAUGCAACUAGACAGAAGGUCAGAUGUAAUUAUUGUCAACGGGAAUUCAGUGGAGGUGUAUACAGGAUGAAAUUUCACUUGGCUCAAAUUAAAAACAAAGACAUCGUUCCCUGCACAGAAGUUCCAACUGAUGUACGGGACCACAUUCAAAGUAUAUUAAGAACUCCUAAGAAACCAAAAACUCCCAAGAAACAGAAGCCGGAGCAAGCUACUGCAGCUAAUGGUCAACAGAAUAGCUCAUCCGCCAGUGGUGGCUUCCAUCAUAACCAUGGAUCCAGUGGGCAGAAUGGUAGUGCUUGUCCAUCUUUAUUAUUUCCACGUCCUUCACCAAGUGCCCUGCAUUUAGUGGAUGACGCCCAAAAGCAAAAGCAGGAUGAUGCUGACAGAAAACUUGCCAUAUUUUUCUUUCAUAAUUCUAUUCCUUUUAGUGCUGCUAAAUCCGUGUAUUAUCAGGAGAUGGUGGAUGCUGUAGCUCAGUGUGGGGUAGGCUAUAAAGCACCAAGCUAUGAGAAAUUAAGGUCUACUCUUUUGGAAAAAGUGAAAACUGAUAUUCACAAUGAUUACAAGAAAUACAGAGAUGAGUGGAAAGAAACCGGAUGGACAGUCUUAUGCGAUAACUGGUCUGAUGGUAGGACAAGAUCACUCGCUGUAUUUUCAGUUGCAUGCCCAAAAGGAACAUUGUUUUUGAAGUCAGUUGAUGUUUCAGGUCGUGAAGAUGACAGUACUUACUUGUUUGAACUCCUGGAGUCGGUUGUUUUGGAGCUUGGUGUAGAAAAUGUUGUUCAGGUUAUUACAGAUACCAGUGCUAGUUAUGUUUGUGCUGGAAGGCUUCUCAUGGCGAGGUAUAGUUCUUUGUUUUGGUCUCCUUGUGCUGCUUAUUGUAUUGAUAAGAUGUUAGAAGAUAUUGGUGGACAAGAUUGGGUAAGCACAGUCCUGGAAGAGGCAAAGACCAUCACACAUUACAUUUAUAGUCAUGCAUGGAUUUUGAAUAUAACGAGAAAGUUCACUGGCGGGAAGGAAUUAAUCAGGCCAAAAAUUACUAGAUUUAUCACUAAUUUCCUUUCCUUAAGGUCUAUAGUGUUACAUGAAGAUAGUUUAAAGCAUAUGUUUUCUCAUUCAGAGUGGUUGUCUUCCAUAUAUAGCCGGCGUCCAGAUGCGCAAGCCAUUAAGUCAUUGCUAUAUUCGGAUAGAUUUUGGAAGUAUGCGCAUGAAGCUGUGAAUGUUUCUGAACCUCUGGUUAAGUUCCUAAGGAUGGUUGAUGGUGACAUGCCUGCUAUAGGUUAUAUAUAUGAAGGAAUAGAGAGGGCAAAGGAUGUGAUCAAGGCCUAUUAUAAGGGAAUCGAGGAGAAAUACAUGCCAAUCUGGGAUAUAAUUGAUCGGAGAUGGAACAUGCAACUUCAUUCAUCGUUACAUGCUGCAGCUGCAUUUCUUAAUCCUUCAAUUUAUUACAAUCCAAACUACAAGAAAGAUUUGAGGAUGAGGAAUGGGUUUCAAGAAGCCAUGCUUAAGAUUGCAACUACAGAUAAAGAGAAAGUGGAAAUAACCAAAGAACUUCCUAUUUACAUCAACGCCCAAGGUGCGAUGGGGACUGACUUUGCUGUCUUGGGAAGAACACUGAACACCCCAGGCGACUGGUGGGCCAGUUAUGGUUAUGAAAUCCCCACGCUCCAGAAAGCUGCAGUACAGAUACUUACCCAACCUUGUAGUUCCCUUUGGUACAGAUGGAACUGGAGCACUUUUGAGAGUUUACAUAACAAGAAACGUAACAGAGUGGAGCUGGAGAAAUUCAGCGAUUUGGUUUUUGUGCAUUGCAAUCUUUGGUUACAAGCCAUUUUCCAACGCAGGGAAACAAAAUUUAGACCCAUUAUCUAUGAUGAAAUAGAUGUUAGCUGUGAAUGGCCCACUGAAAUAGAAUCUUCACCCCAACUUAUGGAUGAUUCGUGGUUGGACGAUUUGCCCCUUCAAUGCGGAGGGAGUCCUUAGCGUUGAGGUAAGUGCAAAUUUAAUUAAAUCAUGUUGUAUAAUAUUUAGGUAGUAGUUGAAAUUUAUAUAUAAAAACAAAUAAUUAGUGGUCAAAUUGAUUAAUGAU
This is a messenger RNA of Gastrolobium bilobum, 2435 nucleotides long. RefSeq lists its product as uncharacterized. The record is from RefSeq and is a predicted model, not a curated record. The transcript is spliced from 3 exons. Lineage: Eukaryota; Viridiplantae; Streptophyta; Magnoliopsida; Fabales; Fabaceae. The coding region runs from base 302 to 2329 and encodes 675 amino acids. Gene Ontology annotation, molecular function: protein dimerization activity; DNA binding.